Molecule: messenger RNA, 3485 nt
Organism: Galendromus occidentalis (western predatory mite)
Lineage: Eukaryota; Metazoa; Arthropoda; Arachnida; Mesostigmata; Phytoseiidae
Product: nuclear factor of activated T-cells 5
Exons: 11
Coding region: 1-3270 (1089 amino acids)
Biological process (GO): regulation of transcription by RNA polymerase II
Cellular component (GO): nucleus
Molecular function (GO): transcription cis-regulatory region binding
Source: RefSeq, a predicted model, not a curated record
AUGCCUAAUGAGAUCAUAUCACUGGCUCCGCAGCUCGUCGAACCCCCUCGUGGUCGGAAUGGUCACCGCGUCUUCUAUGGGGGUUUCCGCUAUGUCAAUAAAGACGUGCUCGAGGAACGUUUAUUCGACGUCGGCGAGUUUGCUUUCGUCCGGAUCACACCCAAUGAAGAUCCCUGCAUCGCCGAGAUGCAGCUGUGCUGGAGGGAUGAAGUGGCCGAAGUGAACUUGGCUUCCAUUCGACUAUAUUUUCUACCCGAACAGACCGACAGCGGACGCCAGAGCUCCCACGGACAGCACGAGUUGCUGGUGGCGAGUGACAGCAUUGUUCUUCGCAUUGACGAUCUCGUCGGAUGGAUUACCGAAGAGGUAGAGUGGGCUCACGGCCUGGUUGUCCCUGGGGCCGGCGAGGAGGACAAAGACAAGAAAAACAUAGACAGACAACUCAAGAGGAACAUCGAAGAUAACAAGGAGAACCUCCUCGGCGCGAAAUCUCCUCUCAGAGAACACACGGAAACCACAAACGGUUCCUCCAACAAUGGCACCGACACGACGUGUCCCCACGUCCUUGUACUAUCAUACCCGCGAUACUGCCGUUUCCGUGCCAUGCUCCGACGUCUGGAAGGACAGUACUCCGACUGGAUUCAUAAUCCCGUCGUAGAAGCCCUGGGGGGUAUCGAGUUCACGAAAAAAGGAAAAUACCACAUACAUUUCGUCAGAGAAGAUUUCGAGCACGAGUCGCUCGCACAUAACGACCAAAUCUGUGAUCACCUAGGACCAAGUCUCAAAUCCAGAUAUAAGCGUAAAGGAGUCUUCAGUCGAAGAGCGCGAUCCCCGGGUUCAGAUUCAAACGCUUCCGAGGAGGGCCGAGACAACAUUCGGAUUCAGAUAGAAAAUCGAAUGCAGAAAAACAACACGAGCGAAGCAUGUAAAAAACAGGAGGAGUUCUUAAAGAAACUGUUCAACUUCAUGAGAGAAAGAAAGACACCGAUAAACAGAAUACCCAACGUCGGACCACGUCAAGUUGAUCUGUACGACUUCUACUCGCUUUCACAAGAACUGGGCGGGUACGAAUCGAUCACCUGUCGGAAACUCUGGAAGAUUCUCCAUGACACGCUGGGAGGAUCCCCGACCAAUACGAACGCCGCUCCGUACAUGAGGCGACAUUACGAGCGGUUGCUGCUGCCGUAUGAACGACAUGUGCGCGACGCGGACGAAGAGAAACGAAAAAAGAAGAAAGCGGUGCAGGAAGAGAAAUCCCUAUUGAACACAUCCGGCAUUCAAGCUGUUCCCACAAACUUGUCAACCAUCCCGACGUCACCGGUUAUCGAAAACGAAAAGCCGAUUGUCCCUGAAAGGAGCAGUCUCGAUGGUUUGCUAAAGAAGCGGAUGGCCGAACUAGAGCAGGAGCAAAUCAAGCUCGCCGCGGCAGCGGCUGCGGCGAGAACCGCGACCCCUGCGUCCGCGGCCAGCGAAGAGCCCGCUCAGAAGAGGCCGAAGCAGGAGUCUCCGCCCUCCCCGGGCGAUGCGUCGGAUUCGUCCCCACAAAGACCCAACCCAGCGAUCUCAAGCUCCCCCCGGCUACCUCCGUCGCCGCAUACUGCGUCUCCUCCGACCCAAGUGCUUCCCCAGAGCUCUGCUUCCGUACAAAGAAACAACAGUCUGGCCCAAGCCCAAGCUGUGCAACAACUGAUGCAGCAACGACUCGACGAUGAGCGCGCGGAUGCCUGGCGCAAACAGAUAGCUCAACUAUUCGCGUUGUCGUGUGAAAAGAACACUCGUGCCUCACAGGAGCUGAUGGCUCGUCUCAUGGAACAGAUCUACCAGAACGGUCCGCACGCAGUCGCCGCGAGCUCAAUGCUCCAGGCCUUCACGGGCAGAUCGAUGACACUGCCCAGCGCCAUGGCCCAACUCCAUGAGCUCGGACGCACUUCGGCUGCCGCACCGAAGGCUAAAGCGUCCUCAUCCGAAUGGGGUUCCAGUGGAGGUCGACAAGUGAAACCGGAACCUCCCGCGAGCCCGAAGCUCUCCUUCCAGCCACACCGGAUGUCCCCGUCUCUACCCACUCCUGCAAACGGGGUGUCGACACCGCCUCCAAUAAAACGAGAACCUUCGGUGACACCGAAAAUGGUCUCUCCGCUCCCUCGACCGGAGAGUCGCUCAACUCCGGCGGCUCACGCGUCGAGUUCGGCCCACCGACCACUUGCGUCGAGUUCUUCGAACGACGUUCUAGACCUGAGUGUGAAGAAAACUCCUCCACCGACACCGACCGUCAAGACCGAGACGGUGACCCCUGAAUCCAGUCAGCCGGAAACGCCCGCGUCGGCGAACGGCCUCCUCGACCUGACGGUCAAAAGAUCAUCUGGCUCCUCAGCUCAGAGUCAGGCCAAUCAGGCUCUGAUGGCGAAUUACCUCAAUAUCGCCUCCCUCUAUCCUCAGGCUUUGGCCCAUGCGCCAACCAACAGCCACAGCAAGAGCUCAUCUCAUCGUGGCCAUCAUUCUUCAUCUUCUCUCAACUCGUUACACGGAUCCUUAUUGUCAUCGGCUCCAUCGGGCUAUUCGAAAUCUUCCUCGCACCGAACAAAAACAUCGUCGCCCUCCUCGUUCAAUCCAUUGAAUCCGUCGAUAUCCUCGAUGGCCUCGUUAUUCCAGUCAGCAGCAGCGCAAGCAUCGUCGUUGUUGCCGUCGACGUCGUCGCCUUCGCCCUCCAAAUCGAAACAACACCACAGCUCAUCGGUGCAGUCCGUUCCCAUUCCAGCGAGUAAGCCUACGAGCAACGGGAAAUUACCAAAGAUCCCCCAGCUGAUUCCAUUCCACGACAUCGCCAAGAGUGCUUCCGCGACGUCACAGUCGUUCGCCCCGCCAAAAAAAUCCACGGCCUCGUCCUCGGCCAUUCCCACUGUCUCGGAUUAUAAUCCAACCCUGCCGGCGUUCAUCCCUCAGAACCCCUAUACAGGUCUCGGAGGCUUGGCAGGUCUCGGUAUGAACCCCAUGAUGGCAGCCAUGAUGCGACAGAACGCGUUUGUGCAACAAGCUCAAGCGGCCGCAGCGGCCCAGGCUCAAGCUCAACAGGCGGCUCAACAGCAGCAUCAGCAGCAGCAGCAACAACAACAACAGCAGCAGCAGCAAUUGGCGUAUAAAGAUCUUAUCGAACGAGGCAUGAUGUUGCCGCCAGGAAUGGGAGGACCUCAGUGGCCUCCGGGCGGCGCCGCUGGUCUCAUGCAACAGUAUCUUCAAAUGAUGUACGGAGGCGCUUUGUCCCAGCCCAAAUGAGGAGCCGAGGAAAAAGUGACUGACAAUUGAUGGGAGAGCGUAAAAUCGGUUCCAACCCAAGAUUCGCUCGAGAAUCGGCGUUCUGAGGUGAAAGCCAUAUAGGUGAUAUUCACGUGCAUUAAAACCAUGGAACCGACUCAUUGAUAAUAGAUUCGCCUUCCCCCAUCAUCGAGCUACCGAAAAAAAACUUCAUCAUUAUACAAAGUACCCAAACC